This is a messenger RNA of Xenopus tropicalis (tropical clawed frog), 2939 nucleotides long. RefSeq names its product 1-acylglycerol-3-phosphate O-acyltransferase 1 (gene agpat1). The record is from RefSeq and is a predicted model, not a curated record. Gene Ontology annotation, biological process: phospholipid biosynthetic process. The coding region runs from base 430 to 1380 and encodes 316 amino acids. Gene Ontology annotation, molecular function: 1-acylglycerol-3-phosphate O-acyltransferase activity; acyltransferase activity. Lineage: Eukaryota; Metazoa; Chordata; Amphibia; Anura; Pipidae. Gene Ontology annotation, cellular component: membrane. The transcript is spliced from 10 exons.
GCAGAUUGAAGUGGGCAUCUUACAGCUUCCUCUGUUUUCCCCCUCAUCAGCAAACUGGAUUCUUGCUUUUAAUUGUUCUAUGUGCCAUCCCCCCUUCCCAUACUGUGUUUUGCCUAACCGGUCCUGAAGCUCUCCUCUGAAACGUUAUCCCUCUUCCUGUUCUUCCCUCCCCUUUCUCCCUUAUUUGUCUCCCCACCCGUCCCUACUCUAUUUCUCUACUUUCCUUUAUCACUGUCUCUGUAUUUGUUCCUAUGUCCUCUUUGGUUUUUUUUUCUAUUGUGUCUUGGUUAUUUUUAUCUACAGAAGCUCUUCUCAUUCAUCAGUACUGCCCUUUGUAUUUCAUUUUUGUAUUUUUUUUAUGGCUCUGCUGAAAUAUUACAGAAAGACAGGAGACUGACAGAUAGACCUCUGUGCAGGUUUCACGCUGGGAUGUCCUCAAAUGUCGUCAAAGCUGCAUCUCCUUUGGCUAGCGCUGUGACAGGUAAGUUGCAGUUUCCAUGGCAGUGCAACCUUCAAAGUGGUAGACCCUUCUGCAAUAACUUUGCUAAUACAGGUGCGAUGGAACUUUCUGUGGCUCAGUGGCUUCUCGUGGUCUGUCUUGUGGCUUUUCCUCUCCUCUAUGAAUGGAGUGUCUCCUUCAAAUACUUUUGUAAAAUGGCAUUUUACAAUGGCUGGAUCUUGACACUAGCCAUACUGGCAAUUCCCAUAUGUGCAGUGAGGGGGCGCAAUGUGGAAAACAUGAAAGUACUCCAGUUCAUGCUUCUGCACAUCAAGUAUCUCUAUGGGAUUAAGAUUGAGGUUCGGGGAUGGGAAAAUUUCAACAUAAAAGAGCCUUACGUGGUUGUGUCAAAUCAUCAAAGCUCAUUGGACCUACUUGGGAUGAUGGAGAUCCUUCCUAGCCGUUGUGUGCCAAUCGCUAAACGUGAGCUGAUGUAUGCUGGCACAGCUGGACUGGCCUGCUGGCUGGCAGGGGUCAUCUUUAUAAACCGCAAGAAGACAGAUGAUGCUAUAAGUGUCAUGACAGAGGCAGCAGAGACUAUGCUGAAAGAGGAUGUUCGUGUUUGGGUUUUUCCCGAAGGCACUAGAAAUCACAGUGGCUCUUUAUUGCCAUUUAAACGGGGAGCAUUUCAUCUGGCUGUAAAAGCUCAGGUCCCAGUUAUACCAGUUGUCAUGUCUUCCUAUAAGGAUUUCUACUGUAAGAAAGAAAGAAAGUUCACUACAGGAAAGUGCACAGUUCGCAUUCUUCCUGGAGUUCACACAAAGGGCCUAUCGUCUGAUGAUGUUCCUGAACUUGCUGACCGCGUACGAGGAAUGAUGCUUGAGGCUUUCUCUCAAAUGUCAUCUGAACGUCCAGGCAAAGGGCCUGGGGGGGUGCAUUGACCCCUCCCCAUUUUCACUUCUUUCCAUCAUGGGCUGGGGACCCCCUUAGCAAGAGAAAAGGAGGGGACUCCAUCUAGAAGGAGACUGACUAUAUACAACUAAAUAAAACAAUGGGUUGUUUAAAGAAAGAGGACAAAAAGUGCAGUCCAAAGUGUAUGCAUCCUACAAAAUGAAAGAAUAAAACAGGAGAAGAGAUAGGAAGGGAAGAGAGUAUUCCUUAAUGAAGGAAUGAGUGGGCCAUGAACGGAACAAAGAAAUUGUAGAGGGGUCUUAUAAGAAGCAAAUAAGGAGCCCAUUAUUGUGUUAAAGAGAACAGACAAUGGGUACUCUGAACAGAAGAUAAACAAGAAAUUCCUUUCAAAAGCAUUUCAAAAGGCAUUUCAUGUUUUGAUUUGAGCAGAAAACAAAUGGAUCACUAAAGAAUCAGACGUGAAAAUUUCAUUACAGCACAAGAGAACGGUAAAAAACCCACAAACCAGACCUAAAUUAGAGAUAGUGGUUACCAGUGAGCAGAGAGAUUGGGAGAGACGUGAGAGAAAUGUGUUCACUUUUAUCACCUUGUAAAGAGAAUAGAAUUGGAGUUGAAAUGAAAAUCAUGUCUUUUACCAUUAUGAGAAAAAGAACUCACACAGCCAAGAAGAGAAAACAAUAUAGUAGGAAACAUUUCAUUAAUUACAAACUAAUAAUCUCACUAGUAGGUAGAAGAAAUCUAAUUCUGGUGCAAAACCUUUAGUUGUAAAAGUCAGUCACAUGCAUCCUUGGCUUAAUACUAAUAAUUAAUAGUACUAAUUGAGCUCUGAAGUGUCAUGAAGUAAACUAAACUAAGUAAGGGGACCAUAGAUAAAAGGCAGUGAUGUCAUGGUAGGUCAUAUAAAGUUGGCCAUCAUGUAUAAAAGACAUUCCGUAUGAAACGGGCACGACUGAAGUAGAGUGAAGAUAUAUUUGUUAAACAGUGUCUAAUUAUACUCUCCCCAUCUCUCUCCUUAACUGACACCCUGUCAGCCUCCUCUCCUGCUUAUCUCUUGCUCCAGUUCUCUUUCUUUAGACAACAAGUGACUAAAAAGGAAAGGGGCAGUUAUUCAGGGCAUUUUAAUGUCUUUACUGCCCUUAACAACUGGACUCAACAUCCUUUGUCUCCUUAUAAAAUAUGGACUUGAAAUGAUAAUGGGAAUGUUUUGGGCAAAAAGCAUGAAACUGCUCUGCCCGAAUUGGCUUCUUCUCCUGGACCCUGUGAAGACGCCAGUUCUUCCCAUGCCCUCAAGCUCCUAACACUCCACAGCCACCGACCUGCGGCUUUCACCCUCACCCCUAAUCCCUGUCUUGUGGCCUAAAAUACAUUUUAUUACACUCCACCCCUUUUUGUCAUUUUUGCCUCUUCCUUACACACUCUCUCCCUGUUAGUAUAGGGUGUGGAAGAAUAAAUGUGCCAAUGUAUCUGUAGCUCUUGAUAGGGGGGAAUGAGGGUCAUGUGGGUAUGACGUGGGGUGGGAUAUUUGUGUGGGUGGGAGGGGGCAUAUUACUAUCUUGUCCUGUAAAUGUGAAAUUCGCAUUGUACAAAC